Molecule: messenger RNA, 1023 nt
Organism: Didymodactylos carnosus
Lineage: Eukaryota; Metazoa; Rotifera; Eurotatoria; Philodinida; Philodinidae
Source: the annotation of a GenBank genome assembly
AUGCUGAUAAAGUGGCCAUCUGUACAAGCAGGCAAUCGCCUAGAAGUGCCUAGCGAUGUCCCGGAUGCAUUUCAAUCGUUGAUUACCAGUGCCUGGGCUCAAGAUCCGGACCAACGGCCAACAUGUUUAGAGCUAAUGAAAACAAUUAAAGAGAUACAAACGAGCCCUCCAGUAUCUAACUACGAAUUAAUGCCACCAGCGACUAAAGGUCAUCCGACCCCGCCUCCCAGUGAAUGCAGAACGAGUAAUUCGAUUGUCAGUAGUCCAUCAAACGAUUCAAAUGUUAAACAUACAUUAGAUGAAAUAUUUCACUUGAACACUAAUGAUAGUAUACCAAAAUUAUUUAUUGUUUUGCCUGAUUUAGAGUAUACAUACAAUUCUAAAAAUAUUUGGAAUAAUAACUAUCGUGUAUAUUUUGUUUGUGAAUGUAAUGAACAUCCGCCGCCGCCGCCGCCGAUUGAACAUUUUCUUUUAGCCGCCGCCACCGACGGCGGAAAAUCUUUGAAUGAGGUUCCGCCGCCGCCGCCGCUGGUCGAAAAACUUCUGUUACACGCCGCCGCCGAUUUUCCGACCGGCGCACAGAUAGAUGGAUCAAUGAUUAUAAAUUCAUUAAAAGAAAAUCAAUUAUUGCGUGUUCUUGAUAUUAGCAAGAACAAAAUAGGUGAUGCAGGUGCUCUAGCUCUUGCAGAAUUAUUAAAUAUAUUAAAUAGUUUAAUAGAAAUUAAUAUGAGUGAAAAUGAAAUAACAUCAAAAGGUGGAAGUGAAAUUGGAAAAAUAUUAAAAACAAAUAGAACAUUAAUCAAUAUUGAUCUUAGUUAUAAUAAAAUUGAUGAUGAUGUUAUUUUAAUUUUUGCUGAUUUAUUAAAAAUAACUACAAUAUUGAAAAUUCUUAGUUUAAGUCGUAAUUGUUUUACCCUUCGUAGCUAUCGUGGGGUCCACGUGGAUCCACUUUGCAAUGUCUUGUUUCUUGCUAUGUUACUAUUAAACCUUUCAAUCCACUUUCUUCUGCAAUCAUUGGUAUAG